GUUGCAGGUGCGGGCAGGAAGGACUUGCAGUCUUGGUUGCUGGUGUACCCGACUCAGCACCUCUGACUGGCUUCGUGUCCCUGAGGCUCACCAGAAAAAGCUUUCUCAGCCCUCGGACUUCUAUACCUUCCAGAGAGAGACUUUUGUGAUCUCCAACCUUGACCCCUGCAGAGGCUGAGCGAUGGCGUCCAUGGGACUACAGGUGCUUGGAAUCGCUUUGGCGGUCCUGGGCUGGCUGGGCGCGAUUCUGAGUUGUGCGCUCCCCAUGUGGCGGGUGACCGCCUUCAUCGGCAGCAACAUCGUCACGGCGCAGACCAGCUGGGAGGGCCUGUGGAUGAACUGCGUGGUGCAGAGCACCGGGCAGAUGCAGUGCAAAGUGUACGACUCGCUGCUGGCCCUGCCGCAGGACCUGCAAGCUGCCCGAGCCCUCAUAGUCGUCUGCAUCAUCGUGGCUGCCGUGGGGAUGCUUCUCUCAGUGGUUGGAGGCAAGUGCACCAACUGCAUGGAAGACGAGACCACCAAGGCCAAAACCAUGAUAGGAGCCGGCGUCGUAUUCAUCGUGGCUGCCUUGCUCGCUAUGGUGCCUAUAUCCUGGACCGCACACAACGUCAUCCGCGACUUCUACAACCCCUUGGUGGUUUCCGGGCAGAAAAGGGAGAUGGGGGCCUCGCUUUACAUCGGCUGGGCGGCUUCUGGGCUGCUGCUCCUGGGAGGAGGCCUGCUCUGCUGCAACUGCCCACCUCGUAGCAACGACAAGCCCUACUCCGCCAAGUACUCCGCCGCCCGCUCUGCUCCCGCCAGCAACUACGUGUAAGGUGGGCCACUCUGCUAUGCCCCCGUUACCUUCAUCAUUUUUCUCAGAUUGAGUUCACAACAACCUGUGAUAACCCUCACUUCCCUCGGGACCUGCCCUGCCGUGGGCCACACUAACUGCAGGGGACAGCAAGCCCGGAUUGUGCUAAGUUUCUGCUUGGGGAACCAUCUGCCCCCCCUUGGACACAUAUCAAGGCUCCUUACUCCAGCAAGGAUGAAUGUAAAAAUACUUCCUUGCUGCCUAUAUCCAAAUUGCUCAUGGAUCCAGAGUUAAAAGCAGAAACUGCUGGGUACCGCUGUGGAGGGGGUCGCUGGGUCCUGCUGGCCGGGAUAGCUCAGUUGUGACUCUGGGUCCUCCAGUGGAUGUCCUGCUCAUGCUGGCACCUCCGCUGACCCUUUUCUAUGCUCACGCUCUCUGUCCACAUCUGUUACACCGGCGCCACCUUUUGCCAUUAUGCCCCAUGCUUCUGAGUACACCUGGUCCUACCUGGAGCCUUGGUAUGAUGGGUGACAGUGACUGAGGGGGCCAUUGAGAGCCGGAUGGGUUCUGCCGUGGAACGCCAGCGACUGACCGUGACCGGGGCUUUUACCCACCCACCUACCCUCGUAAUGGAGUUCUGUGGAGUGGAUAGACGGGUUUGAGGGAAGGGUGGAGGUGGAUUAAACUGGUCUGGGGAGUGCCGUGCUGGGGACCUAGAAGCAGCCCGGGCUGUCCCCACCCCUUUCUGGUACUGUCUUACUAAAUACCCUGCUCCCCUAGGCGUCUUGAACUGGCCCCUCUGAAUUCCUACCCUGGUCAAUUUCAAGGACGCUGGCCAGUCUGGGGCAGAUAAUGG
This is a messenger RNA of Chionomys nivalis (European snow vole), 1649 nucleotides long. RefSeq names its product claudin 4 (gene Cldn4). The transcript has a single exon. Gene Ontology annotation, biological process: bicellular tight junction assembly; cell adhesion. NCBI's taxonomy places the organism in Eukaryota, Metazoa, Chordata, Mammalia, Rodentia, Cricetidae. Bases 182 to 814 code for a protein of 210 amino acids. The record is from RefSeq and is a predicted model, not a curated record. Gene Ontology annotation, molecular function: structural molecule activity. Gene Ontology annotation, cellular component: bicellular tight junction; plasma membrane.